This is a messenger RNA of Entrophospora sp. SA101, 273 nucleotides long. Lineage: Eukaryota; Fungi; Glomeromycota; Glomeromycetes; Entrophosporales; Entrophosporaceae. The record is from the annotation of a GenBank genome assembly.
AUGAAUAACAAAGGCAACAUUAUUAUUGUAGAUGGUGAUAAUGAAUCGUUGUCAACUACAUUAAAUGAUCAGGAUAUCAAUAAUGAUCCUAAACAUUGGUCAAUAUUUAGAAAACGUAUUAUACUUUUAGUGAUUUCUUUUACUGCAAUGACUUCUCCAAUAUCUAGUUCUAUUUUGUAUCCUGUAUUAAUAAAAUUACAUACAGAAUUUAAUGUGUCUGAUAUUCAGGUUAACGCAUUAGUUUCAGUUUAUGUGUAUGUUAUGGGAAUUGCG